This is a messenger RNA of Boleophthalmus pectinirostris (great blue-spotted mudskipper), 3758 nucleotides long. It is a transcript of the gene bcas1, whose product is annotated as brain enriched myelin associated protein 1. NCBI's taxonomy places the organism in Eukaryota, Metazoa, Chordata, Actinopteri, Gobiiformes, Gobiidae. The record is from RefSeq and is a predicted model, not a curated record. The transcript has 19 exons. The coding region runs from base 85 to 2691 and encodes 868 amino acids.
GGUCUGUGGACAGUGGAGCUGCAGCGCCUCCGUGUGGAGACACUGGAGAACUGCAGCCACGAGACUUCCUCAGACUGGUGCAGAAUGGGGAGCGAAAAUUCUAAGGAGAUGAUCGAAAGUCUCCAGGAGGUGAAUGGGAUGAUCCCCGUGAAGCAUGAGAAUGGAGGAGUGAAAGGGAUUUCUCUGACCAUCACUGCCAAUGGACACACAGUGGACGUGCCGUCUAAGAUCCCAAUAAAGGACACCGUGGACUCCUCAUUACCAGACGUCAAAACCGAAUCCACAGAAUACAUCGUAGUGGAAUCAAACAGCGCACCUCCUCAAACUGAAGUCCAACCUCCCAAUCCAAAUCCAAGCGCUCCCACUGAUCAGAUCCAGACCAAAGAGGAACCCAAGACUCCUGCUCCUGCUGAAGAGGUCCAGAGCAGAGGAGAGGAGAAAGUGGGGCUGUUCACCAAACUGUUCAUGAAGAAACCUGCUCCUACAACAGAGAAGGAAGUGAUCAGCAGCACAUCCCAGUCAAACGAGGAUCAGACUGACAUACGUCCUGAUAAUCAACAACAAAUACCAAAUGGACAUAUUCCCAAGAAGCAAGAAAAUGGAACCAUCAAUGGAUCUUCACUGAAGGAAUCUGGAACAGAAGUCGAACCUGCAACCUCAGCAGAUCCAAGUGUCCAAACAGACUCUACACAAUCAACAGAAUAUGUGAUUCUUCAGUCACAAGAAGUCAAAACUCCUGAUCUGAGCGUUCCCACUGAGGAGAUCCAACCCAAAGAGGAGAAAGUCAGUCUGUUCAGCAAAAUGUUCAAGAAGAAACCAGCUCCUACAACAGAGAAGGACCCAGAGAAGCAGCCAGAGAAGCAGCCAGAGAAGGAGCCAGAGCAACAUCUGACAGACAAGAACCCUGCUAACCACCAAGUAACUUCACCCAUAAAGCAAAACGGUGAUAUUCAAGAAGGAAACAGAAAUGGUAUCAGCAAUGGAGAUGUUCCAGAUCUUCCAUUAUCAAAGGAGAAGUCCGACUCUCCACACCCUGAGCCCCUGGAGUCACAGAGUGAACCUCUUAAAGCUGAUGUUAAAACUCCUGAUCCGAGCGUUCUCACUGAGGAGGUCCAACCUAAAGAGGAGAAAGUCAGUCUGUUCAGCAAAAUGUUCAAGAAGAAACCAGCUCCUACAACAGAGAAGGAGCAAGAGAAGGAACCAGAGAAGGAACCAGAGAAGGAGCCAGAGGAACAUCUGACAGACCUUGCUAAACAACAACAAAAUGGUGAUAUUCAAGAAGAAAACAGAAAUGGCAUCAGCAAUGAAGAUGUUCCAGAUCUUACAGUAUCAGAGCCCCAGAGUGAACCUCUUAAAGCUGAAGCUGAAGAUAAAACUCCUGAUCCGAGCGUUCUCACUGAGGAGGUCCAACCCAAAGAGGAGAAAGUCAGUCUCUUCAGCAAAAUGUUCAAGAAGAAACCGGCCCCAGCCCCAGUGAUGGACACUGAACCAGAGAGAGAACCUGAAAGAGAGCAAGAGAAAGAACCAGAGAAGGAGCCGAAGACACAAACAGAGGAGAUGAGUGGAGAUCAGACAGACUCAAGUCCUGCUGCCACGAAACAACAACUGGAAAGUGGAAAUCUAACCGCAGAGCCAGAGCCAGAGAAGGAGGCUGAAGACGGAGAGAGAGAUUCAGAGCAAAAAGGAGAGGAAAGUCAAUCGGAAAGAGGAGAAAACCAGGACAACGCUGCCGACGAUAAUCCAGUUAUGAGUUUCUUCAAAACACUAGUCACUCCCACAAAGACGAAAAAAGAGGCACCAGCUCCAGAUGCCACAAAAGAACAGCCUCAGCCCUCAGAGACCCAGCCUGCUCCAGCCACUACCACCACUGUUGCGCAGGUAUCGGACCCGCCAGCGCCCCCUAAAGGAAUGCCCAUGCCCCCUCCUCCUCCUCCAGAACCUCCCAGAGCAGAGCCAGCCGCUAAAGCUGUAAAGCCCAAAGAGGAGCCCAAACCAAAGGACAGUCCCAAGGCCUCAUCAGCCAGAGACACUCUCACACGACUCUUCAGGUCCAAGUCAAAGGAAACACAACCACAAACUGCAGUAGAAGACGCCCAGACAGUCAAUGUCCAGCCUGACACACCACUGGAGCCUCCACAGCCUGUUUCUGAAGACAAGACUGACAGUACAGUCAACACACAGAACACAGCAGAGACACAGCCACAGACAGUGCUAGAGGAACAGAAGCCUGAUGCGUCUAAAGCCUCGACUCUGGAGGCUGCUGCUAAACCUGACCCUGCUCCAGCCGCUCAAAACGAGAAGAAACCUGAGGCCAAGAAGUCUGUGCUCUCAUUCUUCAAACCUAAAGCUCUGUUAGACCAUGUGACCUCCACAGUCCAGGCGGCCUCCAGUGGACUGCAGCUGCUCAGGACAAAAGCCACAGCAGCGGCAGCGGAUCCCAAAGCCUCCUCCGCCCCGGCCGCAGGAGCAGAGGCGGGUCCAGCCAAAGAAGAAGCUCCAAAAGCGGCAAAGUCUCCUGAGGCCGCUGCAGAGAGCAAACCAGCCACUGCAGCGCCAUCUGCUGGAGAAGAGGCCGCCGCUGCACCCAAGAAGGAGAAGAGGAACUCCAUCACACUCUUCUUCAAAAACCUGAGUCAGAAGCGCCCCUCCACAGACGCAGGAGUCCCAACAGAAGCCGAGAAAACCAAGUGAAACCACCGUGUGUACAAAAGGAUCACUAUAAUAAGAGGAGUAGAGCACCCCCUGUUUAUCUUAUCAAAAUCAUUCCAUACAGUCAGUGGUCAAAAUGAUGAAGGAAAAUGAGCAGAGGUCAAACUGCCGACAAUGUUUCCACACAAUAACUUACAAUGCUUUGCUAUGAUACAAUAUCGGACAUGUCAAAACUGUUCUACAUGAUUUUAUUAGCAAUAUCUUAGAAUGAAUUGUUCAAGGGCAGAGGUGGGAGAUAUGUUGAAACAUUUAUACUCUAAUUGUUGUUUUGGAGAUAAACAAAAUUCAUCAGUUCGUCAAUAUUGCCCGCCUCAGUCAGUUCAGUUUUGUCCAGGUGCCUUCUUAACUCUAAACAUUUAACAGCACAAUUCAGUUCAACUCAACAUUUUAUAAGAAUCUUCAAUCUAAAACUAUAUUAUCAUUAUUAAUCUUAAUCUGAAAAUAUUUUAUCAAUCUUUUUUUUGCUAACUAAUGUCACAGAGGGCAGUCGGUGCAGAUUACGUGUGGAUAUCGGGGCUGUUGGCACCAUAUUGCUUCUGUCAAACUGUUUUUAUUGAUACUUUGCAGUAGUGUCACGCUGGGGGAGUUCUACGCGCAUCUCUAUGGUGGAAUGUUCAAACACUGUCAGAAAAGUUUUAAGAUAAUUUACUUAAUUCUGAUAUUUGGGCAGUUAAUGCAUGUUUCCUUUGGCGUUUGCGUUUGUUUAUUAGCAACUAGAACCAACACGGAGGCAGGUGCAAAAACUAGGAUCUGACCAACCUUGCAACUGUAGACUGCUUGAUAACAGCGUAUUGUUUUACUAAAAUCCUUUGCUUUCUAAAGGGAACUGAUCAAGUCAUAACCAUCAUGUAAUACGAUAUGCCGAUACAAAUCAUGUGCAAAUCCUUAUGGUGUAUUUUCAAUAAUCCAUAGUCAGUGUCGUUAACUCUAUGCACUUUUGUUAUCUCUUAUAGUGUUAGUCGUAUUGUAAGUACUGUAUGCUUGUUUUCAUAACGGCUUAGUUUGAUUUGCAUUUAUCUGUGUACAGUAACUUGACAAUAAAUCAUAUG